Coregonus clupeaformis (lake whitefish) is the source of this 3857-nucleotide messenger RNA. Its product is annotated as endonuclease domain-containing 1 protein. The record is from RefSeq and is a predicted model, not a curated record. NCBI's taxonomy places the organism in Eukaryota, Metazoa, Chordata, Actinopteri, Salmoniformes, Salmonidae.
GGUUAUUCUCAGUAGAAAAUUAAAAGAGUCCAGGAUAUUAUGGCAGUAUGUUACUUCAUUGAUGAUGUCCCAAAUGUUAUGGACAGUAGGUGCUGCACAGACAUGCAGUACUGCGCCUUUACUCAAAACAACUGUUUCUGUUGGCUGCGCCUGGAGACAAAAGCCUUUUAUGCUGCGUUCAUAACCAAGUGGGAAGGUGGUAUUUAACCUUUACGACUGGUAAAAAUCCACUUGAACGCCCCUUUAACUCGUAAUAACUAGUGGGAAACUCGACUAUCAUCCCUGAGCUUCUCCCACAUGCUGACAUCUGAAGUCACCAACUAAGGAAAUUACCUCGAUAUCAGCAUUUUCGGCAGUUAAAUGUAACAAAACAUUAUUUAUAAAAAAGAAAUCUAUUAAUACGUUUUUUGAACACUUCAUUUGUUUACAAGCAUUAUAGCUGUACUUUUAGUUUAUGGUUGACACAGAUUGUUGGCCAUUAGCCAAUCAGUGUUUCUCAACAUGUUGAGAAUGCAUCCAACUGGUAUUUACAACUUGACAACUGGUAAUUACUACCUUCCCACUUGUUUAUGAACGCUGCAUAAAGCCCAACCCAAAACCAUCACACCCAAAAGCUCUCAUACCGCAGCAGCCAUGCAGCUGUCAGUAUGGAACACAUCCAGACUACCCAAAGCUACAGACAAAGGAUGUAAUGAGGGAAUAAUGAGUGUCUUUGCUACAGACCAAUAACUGUCAGUGAGUAUAAUAAGGAACAGUGUGACACUGUUGGAAAACUGAUUAUGCACUGCUAAAUAUUUUUCCUGGUGGAAAUUACACAUGUCAAACUAUUAGCCUAAUCUCCAUCAGAUGUGCAUUGAUGUGUAGCCUAUCCCAUAAAAGCAAUUCUCCUACCAGACAGUUCUGACUGUCAGGCCCAAGGGUGCACUGAAGACUCCAUGUGAUUCCAGUCAUAACACGUAGCAGGACAAACCUGGUUUGUGACCCCUAUGUCAGAGGUCACCUAGGUGAAGAGCUUCAUUAUUGUGCUCUCAUCUUUCCUCUCUUGUCAUCUCACAGAGAUUGCGAUGGAUCGGAUUGGAUGACUCCCUCUAUGAAUUUGAGAGUGGGGACAUUUCCCCAUUUCCCUCAGCUUUACCAAACCAAGUGGCGGCUGAAACACAAAAUCAAAAAGAAUUGUGGCUUUAAAGCAGAGAGAAUGUAAUUCAGUCAAUAAGAUAUAUCUUGGAACCUUGGUGGUGGAUAGAUCUACUGUGUGAUAUUCAACACUAGGACACUGCUGUAAGAUAUACUGCUGCGGUUUCACUGUGCACCCUAAUAGUGCAUACUUAAGCACUCGGCUACAUACAUAGAGGAGUCAGCACUUUCUAAGAGGUGUGUGUUUUAACAGAGAAAAUUAACCAUUGAGCCAAACCUUGUGGAAACAUUGUUUGGGAAUGCAGACUUACAGGUAAUAGGAACUGGUUACAGGGUGUGGGUCUGGUGUGUGUACCUAACAAUGAUGAGAGGUAAAGGUGUAACCAAAAAGAGCUAUGAAAGAGAAAGGGAGGGAGGGAGAGCCAGGUAGAGGUGUAGCUAGAGGGUGAAUGUGUGAGGGAGGGAGGAAGAGUGAGCUUGUCAGUGAGGGAGGGAGAAGCAGAGUGUAAGCAAGACUGUGCCCAGACACAUACAGACAGCACAGUCCAAGGAGAAAGACAUGGGUGGAGACGCUGACUGGGUGGAAGAGAAAAAAGAAGGGAGAGAUUGAGAAAGCGAUAGAAGAACGACAUACCAGAGAUUCCCUGGCUGCCAACCCUAGCUAUCGGCCAUUACCUUCUCCCAUCUCGUAGAUACAGCAGAAACCUCUGGAUUAUUUACCAGCCUCUCUCUGUGAGUGUCUGGGUUUGCUGAGCUCAACAUGCUGCUGCUGCGGUGGUGUCCUGCUGGUGUCAGUGUCAGUACUGCAGGCUGGAUCUUGCUGGGGCUGACUCUGGAGCUGUCUCUACCAGUCACAGCACUAUCAGAACCAGACCCAGGCUUCUCCCUCUGCAGACAGAGCUUCUACAGACAGACCCCCCCUCUGGGCCUCUCCGGAGGUGGGGGGGCUCUCCUGACCCCCCUCUGUCACAGGCUGCCAGGGGGACAGUCGUUCGCCACGCUCUACCACCCGACCUGUGACGCAGCUGUUUACUCUGCCUUCCAUCUCAGCCAAGGAUGGGGGGAGAGGAGGAAAGGAGGAGGGGGUAAGGGAGGAUUAUUUCAUUUCUAUUAUGUAGAAACAGUGGAAUCAUUGUCAUGCAUGGACUGCAGAAGGAGGAAGAGGACGAAAGGGUCCCAGAGUCCCCCCCUGGUGAUGACCCCAGCCCUGCUCCGAGGGGAUGUGGCGGGGGGUAAAUCCCAAGCUCGCUCUGACUCUCCCCUCCACCAGUGGGACUCCCUGGUCACAGAGCUGAUUCAGAGCAGCGUCCUGCCCCAGUGUGGCUCCACAGGGGGCCAGCUCUACGUCCUGACAGGAGCCACGGGGCUCAGGCUGGGGCCCGGGGUGGAGGAGGGUGGGGAUGAGGGGUGUGAGGCUGGGGUGCAGUGGUCUGCAGUGUGCUGUGCUGGCCCAGAGGGACAGAGUGGGUUCAGUGUGGGGGUAGUGAGAGAGACAGGGGGAGGAGGGGAGAGGGUGGUGAGUGUUAAGGAGCUGGAACACAUGAUUGGAGUGACAGAUCUAUUUUCAGAGGGUUGCGGGGAAGCAGAUGGGGCCACGGAGGGAGACAUAGUGACACUGCUCAGUGAUGCGAUGGUUGGAGUCGUAGAAAAGCAGAGAGCAGCCGCAAGGCCAGACGCCAUUCAGGAAACACUAGAUGAGACUACUGACCGAAGCAUAGAGGCACUAACUGCCGACACAGAACCUCUCAUCACUCCCUCAGUGGACAACGAGACACUGGCCUCCGAGUCGGACACAGAGUCGUCCGGCAGCACUCUGGUGUAUAUCAUCACCUCCUCUGUCUCCCUGCUCAUCGCCCCACUACGCCCUGUAGUCUCCACCCUCAUCGGGAUCCCUGGACAGGUGGCCUUUGUCCUACAGGAGGACCUGGUGGUCCUGUCUGCCCUGCCAGGUGACACCCUCUCUGUGUUCUACAACAUGGCGUCUGACCUGGUGUCUGGGGUCGGCUCAGUCACAGGCCUGAUACUUGGUGUGGGGGAGAUGUGCUUCUCCACCCUGUACUGCAUUACAGCCCCUCUGGUGGGCUCCCUUGUUCACCAGCUGCCAGGACGGGGUCACAGGGGUGGGCACCCUGGCCUGGGAUGGGGUGGGCAUAUUCGGGGGGAUCGUGGACAAUGCCUGGUGGGUGUCCAGGGUGGUUGGGGACCAGGCGUGGGAAUGGGAGGGCAGAUGAAGGCGGUUGGGGGGAUGGGGAAGCUGGCGUGGAGGUGUGGGAACGGGGUGGGGAACGUGGUAAGGAUGGCAGGGGGGCUAGUAGUAGGAAGCGUGGAAACGGUUGUGGAGAAUGUGAUGGAGGCCUUUGGGCAGGACCAGAACUGUGGGUGGUUUGGGUCUACAGAGAAUGUUAAUCAAUAACGUUGCAGAUUUUUUUGCAAACCUUGAAAAUUGUAUAUUUUGUUCUUAUAAAUUAUGUAAAAAUGCACCAGAUAGCAAGAGAGAAUUGAUGUGUAUGCCGCAAUGCCAAUGCCUCUAGCUAAGCUGUCUACCACAAACGCAUAGUUCGGCACACAACACAUUUUCAUAUUGUUUUACUCCCUAAAGUAGAUUACUUCUACUUCUACUACUUCUUAGUUGUAAAGAAGCAGGAUCCCAAAAGACUAAAGCUGAGAUGAAUGGUAUAUGUGUCAGAAAGAGAAGUAAUGAACUCCUGAGUGGCGCAGUGGUC